AUGUCAGGCUGGGAAGGUGGCAAAAAGAAACCUGUGAAACAGGCCAAGAAGCAGGCCAAGGAAAUAGACAAGGAAGAUAAAGCUAUCAAGCAGAAACAAAAAGAGGAGAAGAAACUCAAGGAGCUAAAAGCCAAGGCCACAAGGAAGGGACCCCUGGCCACAGGUGGAGUUAAGAAAUCUGGCAAAAAGUAA
Chionomys nivalis (European snow vole) is the source of this 192-nucleotide messenger RNA. RefSeq names its product translation machinery-associated protein 7-like. The transcript has a single exon. The coding region runs from base 1 to 192 and encodes 63 amino acids. Lineage: Eukaryota; Metazoa; Chordata; Mammalia; Rodentia; Cricetidae. The record is from RefSeq and is a predicted model, not a curated record.